Molecule: messenger RNA, 3732 nt
Organism: Onychomys torridus (southern grasshopper mouse)
Lineage: Eukaryota; Metazoa; Chordata; Mammalia; Rodentia; Cricetidae
Gene: Klhdc7b
Product: kelch domain containing 7B
Molecular function (GO): protein binding
Source: RefSeq, a predicted model, not a curated record
AUGCUCCAGGGCGCUGUCGACGCUGGUGGGCCCCUCUGGGGCUGGGAUGAUGAUGGAGAUGAUGACUGGGAUGGGGCUGUACUCACCUUGCUGGCACUAGCUGUGGUAGCCACCCUGGCACUGGCUUUGCAGUGGUUUGGCUCCGGGCAGGACCAGGAGGCACAAGGAUCAGCAUCCACAGCUCCAGGUGUACAACCUGCUCAGGCAGGAGAAGUCAGGUUGGCCCUGCACCCCAAGUCCAAGGACGGUGAUGCCAGUGAGGGGCAGAGCGGAGGACAGGAGAAAUCUGAGGCUUUUGGAGAUGGCCGGAGAAGACCAGGUACAGCGAGGGCCCAGGACCUGGAGCCAUCAAGAGGCAGAAGUAUGGCUUCAGAUGCCUGGCUUUCACUCAAGACACCUGGAGAGGUGGCCAGCAGAGGGACCACCACAGCCGCCCUGGGAAAGAAAAGAAGGGAGCUACCCGGGCCAGAAACUUCCUUUCAGGGUCACCAGAAAGCAAGGGACAUUCCUGUCCCCAUCAUGAUCCGCUUUGCCCCUCGAAGUCCUGAUAGCAAAACAGAGAUGCAGGUAGAGGUAACGGGUACCUGUGGUAAAGGGACGGCUCAGCAGGGCCCCGUGCAUACAGAGCAACAGGACACCAACCCCUGGCACCUGCCUAUGGGGCCUCCUGGCCCGCCUGGGAGAAACCUAGGCAGCUUGCGGCGGCGGCGGCGGCGGCCCAGUGCCAGCUCAGGAGACAGACCCUGCCGUCCUCUAAAGCUGGACCCCCUUCGCCUGGGCUCUGUGGUGAGUGUGUGGGAUGCUGUGGAUAAGGCAGCUGCGGCCAGCCAGGACAUCUUCGCCAGCAGUUCCCUUGGAGGUCCCUCACGGCUCCACUCAGACAGGGGGCUCAAGGGUCCUGAGGAAAUAGGCCUAGCUGAUGUUAUGGAUGGUCGACCUCGGGGGGACUCCCAGGACGUGUGUGGGAGGAGCAGCCUUCAGCUCUCUCCCACCAGCACGGCAGGCUCCGGGGCUAAGGAUGGUGAGAGCAGGGAGCCCGGGUCCCCUACCCUUAGGGAGACUCAGGGCAUCCUGGCUGGGGAGAAAGCCUGGCCCCUGGAGAGUGGGGCAGCUGCUCUCACCAGCAACUUCAGCCCCUCCCAAGGUGCCUUGCCAGAAGAGCUGCACCCUGAGGCUUCUGAAGUGGACCAAGUCGCUGACCAGAGCAAGAUGGAGAAACUAAAGGAGGACCACUUCAUUGGCAAAGGGAGAGGGUCCUGUCAAGGCGACCAGGUGGCUGGCAGUCCAGCUGCUGGCCAGAGGCUUGUGCUUAUCACAGAUGUGACCAAGUCCACUGGUGGCUUCAACUGCACCCCCUCCCACAACCUUCCAGCCUCUCCUCUGACCCCAGAAACGGAGCUGGUUCCAUCCUCUGCCAUGGCGGCACAUUCCAGCCCUGGGUUUCUCCAUGUAGUCUCUCCCCUUGCUCCUUUAAACAAUUUGCCCCUGGAAGUUAGCCGGGGUCCUGGUGGUGAAAAUCGCAGAGCAGGGCCAGCCUCCCUUCCAACCCAAACUUUAGCCUCAGCAGGAGCCUCAACUUCAGCCCCAGAAGCAACCCAAGUACCAUCCUUAACAACACCCCCAACCCCAACCUCAGCCCCAUCCUUAACCCCAGCCCCAGUUACAGCCUUAACCCCAAUCUCAACACCAAACCCAUCUCUGACAUCACUCCCUACCCCAUCCCCAACUGCAGCUACAGCCUUAACCCCAAUCUCAACACCAACCCCAUCCCCAACAUCACCCUCAGCUCCAGCCUCUGCCCAAGCUCCUGCAGUAGACAGUGGGCUGAGGCCUAUGUCUAGGGAGUCUAGUGAGGGCCUCUCCAAGAGCUCCCUAGAAGGACGAAUCUCAGCUAGCUGGGGAAACCUUAUUACCAUGGUUCUUAGAAGUCACCCCUUCCCUAGACACGAAAAGACGGACAGUAGUGUCCCAAGGGCAGAUCCUCGGAGUCCUGCUGGGCCCAGCACAUCCCCGUACUUGGAAGAUGGACAGCCAGGUCCCCCCUCUGAAGGGGCCAUCUCCAGCCUCCAGGACAAACAUAGACCACCGUCGGUCUUAGUCACACCAGUAGGUUCAGGGGGCCUAGGUGAGGGUAGAUGUGAAACACAGCCAGUGAGCGUGGAGACUAAUGUGUCUUCCACGCCAGACUCUAGAGGAGACGAAACCAAGGAGAAAAGUCUAGACUCUCUGUCCCCAGCUGCAAAUCCUGUGGCUGUCUCACAGUUUCCUGUGCUGGCACAGCCUGGUCCUGGACCAUCUACUACGAAGCAGGAUGCUCAGCCCAUCCCUCAGCCUCGGCAACGGAGGAAACGUAGCAUAGCUCAGAGCUCUGAACAGAUACUCACCCACGAAGUACCCCAGCAGCCCCAGGGGCAGGUGCUAAAGGAGGGAGCCAGACCUGCAGGCGGCAAGGAAGUCCUCACAGAGAAGCAGAAAGAGACACAAAAGCUUAUGAUUUUUCUGCAGAAGCCUGGUAGUUGGGGAGUGGUGGAUGGGCAUCAGAAGUCCUGCUCACAGGCCUCGCAGCCUACCACAACGAUGGCGCUGUGGCCCCCAAAACUAGACCUAGGCAGUUGCUUGGAGGUUUUGGCUUUUGCCCAGCAGCAUGGAGAGUUGGGUUUAGCCCAGGAGACCUACAUCUUGAUGAGCAACAACUUGCUGCAUGUUCUGGGAGACCCACACCUCUACCGACAGCUGAGUGGAGCUGACAGGGAACGCAUUCUGAACCUGCGGACCUGCCAGGGCCAGACAGUGCUGGGGGUCCUUGUGCUGCCCAGCCUUUAUCAGCUCAGCCGCUCAGGGCUCACAAGAGGCCCUCAUAGUGAGGAGGCUCCUGCAACUGGGCCUGAGCAUUUGCAUCUUCACACAUACCUCCAUGUGUUCAACCCACAAGAGAAUGUGUGGCGGCCCCUGACUCAAGUACCAGAGGAGGUCCCACUCCGGGGAUGUGGUCUCUGCACUAUGCAUAACUAUCUGUUUCUGGCAGGUGGCAUCAGAGGUUCUGGUACUAAGGCUGUCUGCUCUAACAAGGUGUUCUGCUACAACCCUCUGACCAACAUUUGGAGCCAGGUUCGGCCCAUGCGGCAAGCCCGGGCCCAGCUCAAGUUGGUGGCUCUGGACGGGAUGCUUUAUGCCAUUGGUGGUGAGUGCCUAUACAGCAUGGAGCGCUAUGAUCCACGCACAGAUACCUGGACCUUGAGAGCAUCCCUCCCUGAGGGCACCUUCCCUGUGGCCCAUGAGGCUGUGGUCUGCCGAGGGGAUAUCUACGUCACAGGGGGUCAUCUCUUUUACCGCCUGCUCAGAUAUAGCCCGGUCAAAGACUCAUGGGAUGAGUGCCCUUACAGUGCCAGCCACCGACGCUCCAGUGAUAUGGUGGCACUUGGGGGCUUCCUCUACCGCUUUGACUUAUUGCGGGGUGUGGGUGCUGCGGUGAUGCGCUACAACACAGUUACAGGCUCCUGGAGCCGGGCUGCCUCCCUGCCCCUGCCUGACCCCGCCCCACUCCACUGCACCGUACUGGGCAACACCAUUUACUGUCUCAACCACCAGGUCACGGCUACCUUCACAGUUUCGGGGGGGACUGCCCAGUUCCAGGCCAAGGAGCUGCAGCCCUUUCCCCUGGGAAGUAAGGGGGUCCUCUAUCCAUUCACUCUGACUUUGCCCCCCAAGACCUGGUUACAGACCACACUCUGA